Messenger RNA from Limanda limanda (common dab), 2043 nucleotides. RefSeq names its product receptor-type tyrosine-protein phosphatase epsilon-like. Bases 1 to 2043 code for a protein of 680 amino acids. Gene Ontology annotation, molecular function: protein tyrosine phosphatase activity. Gene Ontology annotation, biological process: protein dephosphorylation. Lineage: Eukaryota; Metazoa; Chordata; Actinopteri; Pleuronectiformes; Pleuronectidae. The record is from RefSeq and is a predicted model, not a curated record. The transcript is spliced from 19 exons.
AUGGUGUUGUUUCUGAUCGGGAUCUCCAUCGCCGUGAAUAAUUCAUCUCAUGACAACCAAACUGCAGAGAACCCCACCCACCAGGGGGAUCAUGUGCUCCCCUCUACUCUGGUUAUAUCCCUGCUGCUCAUCAUCGUUGUCCUGCUGACGAUCUACUGUCUGAGGUUCAAAAACCACAGGAAAGCUCUCGUUACCUCGGUGGAUAAAAAGAUUCCGAAUGGCUUCUUGGAGGAACAAGGAGAGCAGACAGUGGUCCUUCUCCCCCGAUCGCCCUCGCCAUCCAAGAGGUACUUCCCCAUCCCGCUGGACUCGCUGGAGGAGGAGUACCGGUUACGCUCUGCGGACGACGGCAAACUCUUCAGAGAAGAGUUCAAUUCGCUGCCGUGUUACUACCACCAUGGGUCCUUUGAGGAGGCGAGCAGAGAGCACAACAGAGAGAAAAACAGAUACCCAAACAUUUUACCAUACGAUCAUUCAAGAGUGGCAAUGAGUCAUCUCGAUGGACAUCUGUGCUCUGACUACAUAAACGCAUCUUACAUAGACGGUUAUAAAGAGAAGAACAAGUUCAUUGCAGCACAAGGCCCAAAACUCGAGACGCUGUCCGACUUCUGGCGGAUGAUAUGGGAACAGAAAACAACAACGAUAGUGAUGCUGACGAAUCUGAAAGAAAGAAAAGAGGACAAGUGUUAUCAGUACUGGCCGGAGAAAGGCUGCUGGAUGUACGGGAACGUGAGGGUGGCGACGGAGGACGUCACGGUGCUGGUGGACUACACCAUCAGGAAGUUCUGUGUUCAGUAUCAGGGCAGCGACGGUCCCCGGGCGCCGCGGCUGGUCACCCAGCUCCACUUCACCAGCUGGCCAGACUUUGGGGUGCCGUUCUCGCCCAUAGGCAUGCUGAAAUUCCUCAAGAAGGUCAAGACUGUCAAUCCGUCCUACGCCGGACCCAUCGUUGUGCACUGCAGUGCCGGGGUGGGGAGGACUGGGACGUUCAUUGUCAUUGACAGCAUGAUCGACAUGAUGCACAUGGACCAGAGGGUGGAUGUCUUCGGCUCUGUGAGCAGAAUACGAGAGCAGCGCUGUCAACUCAUCCAGACAGAUAUGCAGUACUCCUUCAUCUACCAGGCUCUGCUGGAGUACUACCUGUACGGAGACACGGAGCUGGAUGUGUGCUCUCUGGAGGGCCAUCUGCAGAGGCUUCACAACACCAGGGCGCCCCACGACAGGCUGGGCCUGGAGGAGGAGUUCAGGAAGCUGACCAACGUUCGCAUAAUGAAGGAGAACAUGAGAACUGGGAACCUCCCCGCCAACAUGAAGAAGAACCGUGUGCUUCAAAUCAUCCCGUAUGAUUUCAACCGAGUAAUACUCUCAGUGAAAAGAGGACAGGAGUUCACCGACUACAUCAAUGCCUCCUUUAUUGAUGGCUACAGGCAGAAGGACUAUUUUAUCGCAACCCAGGGCCCCUUGUCUCACACAGUGGAGGACUUCUGGAGGAUGGUGUGGGAGUGGAGGUGCCAUUCGAUCGUUACGCUCACCGAACUCAAAGAGAGGGAGCAGGAGAAGUGCUUCCAGUAUUGGCCAUCAGAGGGCAGUGUAACAUUUGGAGAUUAUUCCGUGGAGCUGACUGCUGAUACACAGUGUGAAACCUUCACACUCAAAGACAUGGUGCUCACCUACAGACCAGAGAAGAGGUCACAGCACGUGAGACACUUCCACUUCCACGGAUGGCCCGAGAUCGGGAUCCCGGCCGAGGGACGAGGGAUGAUUGACAUCAUCGCGGCUGUGCAGCGGCAGCAGCAGCAGUCUGGAAACCGUCCCAUAAUCGUGCACUGCAGUGCCGGUGCGGGUCGGACUGGAACCUUCAUCGCCCUCAGUACGAUCCUGGAGCGGGUGAAGGCUGAAGGCCUCCUGGACGUCUUUCAGACAGUCAAGAGUUUACGCAUGCAGAGACCACACAUGGUUCAGACUGUGGAGCAAUACGACUACUGCUACAAAGUGGUGCAGGAUUUUGUUGACAUUUUCUCAGACUACGCCAAUUUUAAAUAG